UACGAUCGUAAACCGAUGACCACCGUACGCAUUGCUUCUUCCGCAGUCGAUGGAGUGGGGUACUUCACCGUGCCGCGGGGGAAGCCGUCACGGUGACGUGCCUGAGGGCAGAGAGGCGGACCCGGCUGUGCAGCAGCCGCCGAGCAGCGUGUCUCCACCAACACGAUGAAACAUGGAUGAGGAGGUCACAGAAAGUUGGGAGGAAGCGGCUGAUAACGGGGAAAUGGAAAAGCGGUUAGAGGAGAAACUAAGAAUCAGCCAAAGAGAGAAAGAGUCAAGUAACCACCAUUGUUCUUCGCACUCGCCACUGAAGACAGCCAUGGUGAUCCAGGACGACUGUCUACCAGCAGCGCCACCACCUCAGAUUCGCAUCUUGAAGCGGCCCGCGAACAAUGGGUCGCUGGGGUCCCCCUCGAACCAGAACAGGCCCACGCCCCAGGUCAAGUCGCUAGCACAGCGCGAGGCGGAGUACGCUGAGGCUCGCAAGAGAAUUUUGGGGAGCGCCUGUCCGGAGGAGACGGCCCAGGAUAAGAACGCCUCAGACAGGACCGGUCGCAUCAACUCUACGUUGCCUUCAGAGGACACCAGAUCCAACAAUCACACGAUCCGACAGCCAAACAGCCCCGACGGCACCCAAGGUUUCCGACAGCACAGAUAAAUUGGACCUAGGGGCCACCGUAAGGAGAGUGAGCCUUUUUUGGGGAGGAGGGAGGGGGAGACAAGAAGCACUACAUUGCCCCAAACUUUCUUCCCACUUCCUCUACAGGAAGAGCAUUCGCCCUCCCUCCCUCCUUCCAUCUCGACACUGUGACAAUGAACACCUGGACUCACUGUGACGAUCCCUUUAUAAGGAACGCCUCACUCCUCCUCUCCAAGCAAAGACUAGCAAAGAGGAGGUGCAGUGAGGUGAUGGCCAUCCCCCAGCAAUAAUAGCCAAGACGUCACUUUAUAGUUGUCAUUUUUAAAUCUUUCACGUUGGGCUCACCAACUUUUUACCUUUUGUUUUUUUCCCUCAGAUUUGGGAUUAUUACAACGGUUUCUCCGCUUGGUCGUUUUUACAUAAAUCAUUUGUAAAGAGGACUUGCCAGCAUAGCCCUUGAGAUACAUAAACCAUGUGAAAUGUAGCCAUUGUUUUGGGGAUGCAAAAUUGAUCAUCUCAUGGUGUCGCAGCGUGGCUUUAUCAGCGCGCCCCUUACCAGCAUGUUGCCAUUUGUUUUGAACCAUUUUAUUUCUGCUUAAUUUUGUUUUUUCGUUGCCGGCCUUUCUCCACGGUUUAUCACGUCGCUCUGUUUUAAAAGUAAGCGCCUUGAGUAAAGUAAGCGGGCUUGGCGUUGACCUUUUUAAAGGAGCUUUUCUGCCUUUUAAAUAUACCAGACGGCAGUAACGCCAGAAGUAUUUUAACCCAAGAACAAAGAUGGGAAUCAGGUUACCCAGCAUACUUUGUACAUAAAGCAUGAGUUUCCUUUCCUUUUAGCAAGCUUGGCUAUGUCUUCUCCAGCGCAACACGUAGGAAGUUAACUCUUUCAAAUGCUUACAGAAUGAAUCAAAAAGGAUUUUAUUUCCUAUUUUUGUUUCUUUUUCAUGAAUUUAUGCCAACAUGGUGUGUGUUGUCAGUUUGAAAUGUUUAACUCCUUGUGCAAAAGGUCACUGCUGGAAUUCUGACACUGCUAUGAAUGAGGAGGAUAUAUGAUUUGAACAUGAUCCAGAGAGCAGAAAGCAAGUCACCGGUUAGCCGAAAAAUGAUGUUUCAUGUCGUUUACCCCACCCGUAUUUUUUUUUCCACGUAGACUUCGAGAAAGCCAUAUUUUGUGGUACAAGCCAUUGAUGGAAAGGUUUGAUUCUGCCUGUAUCUUUUUUUUUUACUUCCUGGGGGUGCAAGUGGAGAGUGUGACUGAAAACAG
Messenger RNA from Hippocampus zosterae (dwarf seahorse), 1901 nucleotides. RefSeq names its product SUZ domain-containing protein 1-like. The transcript has 4 exons. The coding region runs from base 173 to 658 and encodes 161 amino acids. Lineage: Eukaryota; Metazoa; Chordata; Actinopteri; Syngnathiformes; Syngnathidae. The record is from RefSeq and is a predicted model, not a curated record.